AUCUGUGGGAGCUCGUACGAGUGGACAAGAUGAGAGGCUCGCGAACACGGACAAGGUAGCCCAAUGUUGGUCUUAUGCUAUCAUUGAAGAGGAUAAUCCGAACAUGGCGACAUCUAAGCAGUAUUUCAUCUCUUGUUUCAUUUUACUAUUUAUGCCAUAGCUCGACCAUCAUUAUCAGCUGAGUCUCACAGCAAGCCCUAAAAGGCGCUGGGAGGGGUACGGAGGAGCGGUAGGGUCCAGUUUGGGGGGUUCACGCAGCAGAGCGUCGACGCCCAGUCCUGGUGAGAGGUCGUCGUCGAGUCCAGAUAACUACCCCAAAGACGAUGGCGAGGAACAAACAUCUGCCUGUGUUACCGAACAAAGCUCGCCGAAACGACCAGUACAGGCCCACGUACGGUCGUUCGAGUCGGCGUCAUCCACCUCUAAGAAUGUCUCGAUGGGAUCGGUCUCGUUCACCGCCUCAACUUCAUCGGUCGCGUUGUCUUAUAGUGCAACAGCCAACUCAUCCUUGGCACCCGCCCCUCAGCCGUCUGCCUCCCGCCCCGCCGUGAAGAGGAGAAUCAGUGCAUCCGAGUCGUCGCCGGAUAAGAGACGCAAGGUGGAUGAGUCAACCGACGCAGCCGUCCCGGGAGCCCCGGGACAACCUUCGACGGCCAUGACUCCGACUCGUUCGCUCAACGCGAUUCUUCCCACGUAUUCGUUCAGGGACUACAAGGACCCAGAAGCUACCAUUUACUACACACGCGACGAGAAGGAGGCGGACCGACUUGUGCAGACGCUUGCAGGGCCUCUGGGCUUCGACAUGGAGUGGCCCUACCGUCAGGCUACGGCUAACAGCGAGGAAUAUGUGGGACGUACUGCUCUGGUGCAACUUUGCGACAAGCGAACGAUCUUACUAAUUCAGGUCAGCGCGAUGUCCCAAUUCCCGCAGAAGGUAGCGGAAGUAAUCAAGAACCCCUCCAUCGUUAAGACGGGAGUACACAUCAUGAACGAUGGCGAGAAGCUUUCUCGCGAAUUUAGCAUUCGUGCAUGCAACCUCGUCGAGCUCGGAAUGAUGGCCAAAGCAGCAGACGAUAGGUUUUCAGGGAAGUACCCCCGGCGCGUUGUCGCACUUGACAAGGUGGUCGAGAUGUACCUCAGCAAAACCCUGGCGAAAGGCGAGGAGCGCACGUCAGACUGGACAUCGGUACUUGAUGAUAAGCAGCAAGAGUACGCAGCUAAUGACGUGCACUCCAGCUGCCUCGUCUAUCACCGUCUGCUCAGCAUUGCUGUUGAGGCAAACAAGGCUAUCGACAUGUCAGCUCUCAGGCUCGACGUCGGAUUGAGCAAUAACCCAAAGUCCUUGGACGAUGCGGAACGGCAAGCGGAAUGGCAAGCCGCUUCAACAAACAACGUGUCCCGCCAGACGUCUAACACAAACAUGAGACGACAAUCGACGGGCACAUUCAACAACAGUCCUCCUAGAAACCACGUACAGUCGCAGCCGUUGAGGGCGUAUAACAUGUGGCAUCGUGAUCAUACUCCCCUCAGCGAAAUGUGCACAUUACUAAAGAAGAAUCGGAAUCACCCUGAGCCUCUAAAGUCCAGCACCGUUAUAGGAUACAUCGUCAAGGCGCUCCAAGAAAACCCUUCGUUACCGUACGACAGGGUUCGUUUAACGGCGCUGGUCAAGAUGGACGCUGGGAGCUGGAAGUAUUAUGGCGAAUGGGUGUCGACCCGCACUUAAUCUUUGCGAAACGCUGGCAAACUUACUUCCUACAUAUUUCCUUGCUUUCUCUACCUCUGUAUCAGUAUUUGUCUCAGUUCUAU
This is a messenger RNA of Coniophora puteana RWD-64-598 SS2, 1809 nucleotides long. Its product is annotated as ribonuclease H-like protein. Gene Ontology annotation, cellular component: cytoplasm; nucleus. Lineage: Eukaryota; Fungi; Basidiomycota; Agaricomycetes; Boletales; Coniophoraceae. Gene Ontology annotation, molecular function: 3'-5' exonuclease activity; nucleic acid binding. The record is from RefSeq and is a predicted model, not a curated record. Bases 437 to 1726 code for a protein of 429 amino acids. Gene Ontology annotation, biological process: nucleobase-containing compound metabolic process. The transcript has 9 exons.